Messenger RNA from Colletotrichum orchidophilum, 168 nucleotides. RefSeq lists its product as uncharacterized. The transcript has a single exon. NCBI's taxonomy places the organism in Eukaryota, Fungi, Ascomycota, Sordariomycetes, Glomerellales, Glomerellaceae. The record is from RefSeq and is a predicted model, not a curated record. Bases 1 to 168 code for a protein of 55 amino acids.
AUGGCAGCAAGGGCGCAGUCACCCUUGCGGCAGACCUCCCGAAGGGUAUGUGGCGUGGAGGGCCGUAAGCCGCCACUAUCUACUCUACCGUAUAUAGUCCUAUUUUCCCGUCCUUUAAGUCUAGCUAUUUGGUUACUAUGCGUUUUGUUCAUCUUUAAUUCCCGCUAG